AUGGUCAUGGCGGAUGGCCCGAGGCACUUGCAGCGCGGGCCGGUCCGGGUGGGGUUCUACGACAUCGAGGGCACGCUGGGCAAGGGCAACUUCGCCGUGGUGAAGCUGGGGCGGCACCGGAUCACCAAGACGGAGGUGGCGAUAAAAAUUAUAGAUAAAUCUCAGCUGGAUGCAGUGAACCUUGAGAAAAUCUACCGAGAAGUACAAAUAAUGAAAAUGCUAGACCAUCCUCACAUAAUCAAACUUUAUCAGGUAAUGGAGACCAAAAACAUGUUGUACCUUGUGACAGAAUAUGCCAAAAAUGGAGAAAUUUUUGACUACCUUGCUAAUCAUGGCCGGUUAAAUGAGUCUGAGGCCAGGCGCAAAUUCUGGCAAAUCCUGUCUGCUGUUGAUUAUUGUCAUGGUCGGAAGAUUGUACACCGUGACCUCAAGGCUGAAAAUCUCCUGCUGGAUAACAACAUGAAUAUCAAAAUAGCAGAUUUCGGUUUUGGAAAUUUCUUUAAAAGUGGUGAACUUCUGGCAACUUGGUGUGGCAGCCCCCCUUAUGCAGCCCCAGAAGUCUUUGAAGGGCAGCAGUAUGAAGGACCACAGCUGGAUAUUUGGAGCAUGGGAGUUGUUCUUUAUGUCCUUGUCUGUGGAGCGCUGCCUUUUGAUGGACCCACUCUUCCUAUUUUGAGGCAAAGGGUUUUGGAAGGAAGAUUCCGGAUUCCAUACUUCAUGUCAGAAGAUUGCGAGCACCUUAUUCGAAGGAUGUUGGUCCUAGACCCGUCCAAAAGGCUAACCAUAGCUCAAAUCAAGGAGCAUAAAUGGAUGGUCAUAGAAGUUCCUGUACAGAGACCUAUUCUCUAUCCACAAGGCCAAGAAAAUGAGCCAUCCAUUGGGGAGUUUAAUGAACAGGUUCUGCGACUGAUGCACAGCCUCGGAAUAGAUCAGCAGAAAACCAUUGAGUCUUUGCAGAACAAGAGCUACAAUCACUUCGCUGCCAUUUAUUACUUGUUGGUGGAGCGCCUGAAAUCACAUAGGAGCAGUUUUCCUGUGGAGCAGCGGCUCGAUGCCCGCCAGAGGCGGCCCAGCACCAUUGCUGAACAAACAGUUGCCAAGGCACAAACUGUGGGCUUCCCGGUGACCAUGCAUUCACCGAAUAUGCGACUGAUGAGAUCUACCCUCCUCCCACAGGCAUCCAAUGUGGAGGCCUUUUCAUUUCCAGCAUCCAGCUGUCAGGCAGAAGCAGCGUUUAUGGAAGAAGAAUGUGUUGAUACUCCAAAGGUCACUGGCUGUCUGCUGGACCCUGUGCCUCCUGUCCUGGCGAGGAAGGGGUGCCAGUCCCUGCCCAGCAGCAUGAUGGAGACCUCCAUCGAUGAAGGGCUGGAGACAGAGGGAGAGGCCGAGGAAGACCCCAGCCAGGCCUUCGACACGUUCCAGUCCACACGCGGUGGGCAGCGACGGCACACUCUGUCCGAAGUGACCAAUCAGCUGGUCAUGGUGCCGGGCUCAGGGAAAGUUUUCUCCAUGAGUGACAACCCUUCGCUUGACAGUGUGGACUCUGAGUAUGACAUGGGGUCUGUUCAGAGGGACCUGAACUUCCUGGAGGACAACCCUUCCCUUAAAGACAUCAUGUUAGCCAACCAGCCCUCACCUGGCAUGGCCUCUCCCUUCAUAAGCCUGAGGCCUGCCAACCCCGCCAUGCAGGCCCUGACCUCCCAGAGAAGAGAGGCCCACAACAGGUCGCCCGUGAGCUUCAGGGAGGGCCGCAGGGCCUCCGACACCUCCCUCACCCAAGGAAUUGUAGCAUUUAGACAGCAUCUUCAGAAUCUGGCUAGAACCAAAGGGAUCCUAGAGUUGAACAAAGUGCAGCUGCUGUAUGAACAGAUGGGGCCUGAGGUCGACCCCAGCCUGGCGUCAGCUGCUCCUCAGCUCCAGGACCUGGCCGGCAGCCGCCCUCAGGAGGAAGCUGCCCAGCAGCCGGAAGGCGUUCCUGCACUUGCCACGAGCGUGCACCCGCCGCUGUCCCCGCGGCAGAGCCUGGAGGCCCAGUACCUGCAGCACAGACUCCAGAAGCCCAGCCUUCUGUCGAAAGCCCCGAACACCUGCCAGCUGUAUUGUAAGGAGCCACCACGGAGCCUUGAACAGCAGCUGCAGGAACACAGACUCCAGCAGAAGCGGCUCUUCCUCCAGAAGCAGUCCCAGCUGCAGGCGUACUUCAACCAGAUGCAGAUAGCGGAGAGCUCCUACCCACAGCCUCACCAGGAGGCCCCAUCGCCGCCACCGCAGCCGCCACCCUUCAGCCUGGCGCAGCCCCUGAGCCCCGUCCUGGCGGCCUCUGAGCAGAUGCAGUACAGCCCCUUCCUGGGCCAGUACCCCGAGAUGCCGCUGCGGCCCCUGCCCUCCGCGCCCGGCCCUCAGGGGCACCUGCAGCAGCCGCCCCCGCCACCUCCGCCACCCCCGCCACCCCCGCAGCAGCCGGGGGCCGCCCCCGCCGCCUUACCCUUCUCCUACCAGACUUGCGAGCUGCCAGGCGCCGUCUCCCCUGAGCCAGACUACCCCGCUCCCGGCCAGUACCCCCUGGACGGAGCCCAGCAGGGCGGCGGGGCAGCGCCGGACUGUCCCCGGGGCUCAGGGCUGCCGGGCGACCCCUCCAGCUACGACCCACUCGCCCUCUCCGAGUUCCCCGGACUCUUCGACUGUGAGAUGCUGGAGGCCGUGGACCCGCAGCACAAUGGCUACGUCCUGGUGAAUUAG
Messenger RNA from Pipistrellus nathusii (Nathusius's pipistrelle), 2739 nucleotides. The record is from the annotation of a GenBank genome assembly. Lineage: Eukaryota; Metazoa; Chordata; Mammalia; Chiroptera; Vespertilionidae.